Molecule: messenger RNA, 8059 nt
Organism: Centropristis striata (black sea bass)
Lineage: Eukaryota; Metazoa; Chordata; Actinopteri; Perciformes; Serranidae
Gene: kmt5c
Product: lysine methyltransferase 5C
Exons: 9
Coding region: 321-6458 (2045 amino acids)
Cellular component (GO): nucleus
Molecular function (GO): protein binding; histone H4K20 methyltransferase activity
Source: RefSeq, a predicted model, not a curated record
GCGUUGUAUACAGCUAAGCUACAUAGCAUAUCUUAUUUUUAAGCUAAUUUGUCGUCGUGUGUGGUGCAUUUCUGCCUUUUGUAAUUCAAGCUUGGGACUCGCAGACGCCAAAAGACCGACAAAUUCCAGAAGUGACGAGGAGACUCCAUUUUCGUCUGCGGCUGCCUGGGCUAGCCAGAAAGACGGCGGAGAGCUAGCUGGUAGCAUUGCUAGGCUAACUUUCCCUGCUAGGCGGACGGCAGCCAGAGCAAGCGGACUGUCUACCUGACGAUACUUUCGUUGACUACAAACGACUCCCGGCAUGCUGAUGGUGGGAGGCAAUGGACGGAUGCACUAGAAUGAGUGUGAAGGAGCUGUGUGAGACCGAUGACCUGGCCACCGGUUUGGUGCUGGACCCUCUGUUGGGCUUCAGCACCCACAAAAUGAACAUCAGUCCCCCACCAGAGAUCCGACGAUGGGGUAACCUCAAAGAGACCCUUUUGCGCUUUCAGCGUACGCAUGACUUCAAUGCUACGUUUGAGGCGCUGACAGUGGGCGAUCCGGCUGGCGACUACUUCAGUGCUUUGGGAAGCCACCGACAGGAGCUGCUGAGACAACAUGUGUAUCGCUACCUCAGUGCCUUCCUGUUGGAUAGCGGAGUCAAGAUAGAGUCCUGUGACAGAUACUCCUCAGAGACCAAUGGAGCAAAGAUAACCUCAACGAGGCACUGGUUUGCAGGAGAGCGGGUGGAGGUCCUGCUGGGCUGCAUAGCGGAGCUGAGCCCCGCUGACAGCGCUGUGCUGAGGGCAGGAGUCAAUGACUUCAGUGUGAUGUAUUCCACACGCAAACGCUGCGCUCAGCUCUGGCUCGGGCCCGCAGCUUUCAUUAACCAUGACUGCAAACCAAACUGCAAGUUCGUCCCUGGGGAGAAGAAUAUUGCGUGUGUUGAAGCGAUUCGACCCAUCUCACCUGGGGAGGAGAUCACGUGUUACUAUGGUGCCAGCUUUUUUGGGGAAGGAAAUGAAAUGUGUGAAUGCUGCACCUGUGAGAGGAAUGGAGAGGGCCACUUCAAACACAGAGGGAAGCAGCCUGAAUGCGAAGAAACAAAGGACCCUCUGGGGCAAAAGUACCGUCUGAGAGAGAGAUAUCUUCGUCAUCACAGAGAGAAGGGUCACUUUCCCGCAAGGCCGAUAAUACCAGGAAUACACUCAGGUAUCUUUAAAGCCAUCCCCUCGAGGAAUUCCUUUACCCAGCAGAUGAGGAGAAAUGCCUUGAAGAACAGAAAAUUUAGUCAAACAAAGAAGUGGAGACGAGAGAAGCACAGACGGUCUGGAAAGCACCCAUUGAAAUCCUCCAAACAGUGUCGGACACUUUUGUCCCAGUUUACUCUGAGGGACCUUAGAAUCAGAGUACGGCGCCACUCAGUGGAUUUCUUACUCAAUUGUAAGGAUCCAAAAAGCAAAGAAAGGGCUUUGCUUCAACAACUGGAGGGAGUGAAGCCGAAAGAUAAACGGCUGAGUGAAGUACAUUCAGCUGGUGAAGAAAAUAACAGCAGUGAGGUGAACUUGAAGCCUUUCACUCUAAAUUCCAACAUGUCAGUUCAUCAAAAAAGGCGACCUGCCGCAGGCAGCGCAGGCCUUAAUGGGAAAUCUGUCAAAGUGGUGGAUAGGCGGGCUGUUCCCAAGAGGUUCUCCUCGAGAGCAAGAAACAUGGUUCAAGCCACACUCACGCAUCAAACGGGGUCCAGUAACACAGCCAACACUACAACUGUUUGUCACCAUGUCGAAAAUGAAGAAACCUGCAGUGCAAUAAUACAAGAGAAGACUGAAGAAGCAAACACAGAGAGUCAAAGCAACAAGUGCAGCAGCAUCAUCGACAAGGCUCAAAACCCAUCCACUGAGCAAUCCACCAGAGCGUCGUCCAUGUUAGAAGUGUGUCAUAGUAUCACAAACGCAGCGAAGAAAGCUGGAGACAAUCCACUAAUAUCUCUGAAGCAAUACCUUACAGUCAAUCUAACAAGGUUAUCAGUGCCAUACAGUGUAGAAGCAGAAAAUAGCUCCGAAGACAGGAGAGGAGGAGUGGAGUUAAGAGGGAGGACCAGGCAGAGCCAGUGUCCCAAGCCAGCUCCUCUGACAGUACAGUCAGAAAGAAGAGUGUCCAGAUCUCAGCAGAGGCUAGCAACUACAGAGAACUGCACAGCUGAAGGUAACAGAGGGGUGAGGGAAAUGUUUUUUAAGGCCACUGAUAAAGUAAAUUUAAGUAAGCGACAAGCAAGUGAAUCUGUAGGUGAUUUAUUUCAAAUUGAGAAAAGUGAAAAAGACAAGGUAAUUGAAAUACAGACUAUGUCAGAAGAAAAAGAGGAUCAGGAGAACAUUGUAAAAAGCAAAAUUGAAGGGCAGAUAGAAAAGAAAAAUGCAGCAUCUGCAAUUGUGGAAAGUAAAAGUAACAGGGCCCUGGAAGAAGAGAAAGAGUCUGAAUUUAAAACAGUGCCCAGUGAAAGAACCAGAGGGCAAAAUAACAUGCAGUGUGCUAAAAAUAAAGUUGAGGAAGUUGUUAAAUUAUCAGGACAAAUGACUAGGAGUGUGAGUAAACGGCAAGUAAGUAGGCCUGAAGAAGAUAUCGUCAUAAAGCCGGCGAAGGUUCUGCUAUCUGAUUUUUUAAGAAAAGAUAAACCCUUAAUAGACAAGAGAUUUAACAGAGAUAUUGUUGGAAGAGUGUUUUGUACCUCAGCCUGUAAAGCAAUGCAGGGGGAGGAAGAACUGACUGAAAUAAAUGGAGGCAGGUACCACUGCUCAGUGCAGAGUAUGGUUAUGAGACGAAAGAUGAGGCCUAGAGCAGCGAAAACAAAAGCAGAAGCUAAGCAAAACACCAAGGGACCCCUGGGUAAAGAUGUCCCGGCUAUGGUGAAGACGGAGUUGAAGGAGGGCAGCUUGCAGCUUCAGUCACUACAGAGGCUAAAUGACCCACCGGCUACCUGCCUCAACCCACUACCUCAUAGGUCACUAAUUUCAGCAAAAGCUAAUCUGCAUCCAGAGACCAAUCCACAGGCACACAUACAGUCCAACAUACCUCUGAAGAAACGUACAUUUCACAGUUCUGUGGAAAUGGACUCUGAACAAGUUUCAAAUUCCGCUUCUAAAGAAGCUGAGUUAAAUUCUUCUGCAGAGCAGAGGCAGGGCCUGACCACAUGUUCAGGGGAAAGUAGCAAAGUUCAUAAAGGCAAAUAUAGGAGAACAGAAGUCCAGAGGUUAAACCCCCAAAGGAGCACAAAACAGAACUUAUUUAAGCGAGUGCUUCGGACCCGAGCUAAUGAAGUUCAGCGAAGCCAUUUAUUGAGGAAAGUUCAAAAGUGUAAAUUAGAGAGGAGAGAUGAGGAUGAUGUUGAUAAGUCUCAAACACCAGAGAGGGAUAAGCUUGCAGAGGACAAACAAGCUGACGAUCCUGCUAAAAUCCGUGAGGAGUAUGGUAAAAGUCCAACUGCAAUUAAAUCUCAAAAGGAAGAUGAGGUGGAAAUGUUAAUCCAGCAAAGUGAUUUGGAGGACACAAAGCCGGGUCCCGAUUUUAAGAUUCGUUUAAAGAGGAGGAGAGGGAGAGUAUGGGAGAUGGAAAGAGCAGGACUGGAAAAUAUGGCGUUAAAAACAGAAAAGAGAGAUGACUUGGCAUUAUGCGACCCUUUUAAAGCCAUCAUGGAUUCUGUGUCAGUUUUAAACAUGGAGAUGGAGGCAGCUCAGGCACAUGUGCAUGCUAGUAAAAGGUCAAAGAACAGAUUGCAUCGUUUGAAAAAACGAGGUGAGAGGCUAUGUGAAAGGAAAAACACAAAUUCAUCAACAGACUCAAAAUCUGAUAAAGAUGUUGAAAAUGUAUGUGAAACACCCAAUGACAAAGUAGAAAUUAAAGAGAAGCUUGAUAAAGAACUUUUAGAUGGAGUCAAGCUGCUGCCAGAAAAAAUCGUGGGCUGUAAAAAUGACAGUGAUAUGCCAGCUGCAGGGCAAGAAACAAAAAUUGAAGAUCGUUUUGUGCAGAAUUGCUGCCUGUUUGAAACUGGGUCACAACAGAAACUGCAGCCCGAAGUUGAUGCAAAUGGUCUUCCAUUACCAGUAAUUAAACUACGCAGAAAGGCAGAGGAUAUUUGGGAAGUGGACAGCAAAGAAGAGCUCAUACAUUCUGAAGUCAAAGUAGAGCCCAAAAUUAAGAAAGAGGUGAAGGGUCACACUUUAGGGAAACAAAAGAAAGGAUGUCUUGAUCUUAGCAAGCUCAAAGAAGAGUUCCCUUCCCAGCGACUGAACAGCAACUCAGCCCUCCUGAAAACGGAACCACCACCAUUUUCCUUGUCCCUGUCGCCACUGUCUCUGUCUUCCCCUCUUAAUGACAAUAAAACCGAAGUUAUAUCCUCAGCUGCAGAUGCAAUCACUGAAAGGGCAGAGAUGAACAGCGGAGGAAGGAAACAGCGGCACAAAAUGGAGAGACCACGGAAGUGUGGGCCUGUAGAAACACCCACCACCUGUCUUAGUCACACUCUCCAACAAAUUGACAACAGUCUCUCCAGGCUUUCCGAGGGGUUGUGCUCAUCACAGACUUUGGAAAAGCCAACAGCAUGUUCCAGUGCUUCUAAUUCUGUCAUCCAGCCCCCGUCCCAGUCUCCUCCAUUCACAACUGCAGAUAACAUGCUUUCCGGUGAGCCCAGCUUUACAAACUGCUGCGAUGAUAUUCUGGACUUUCAGUGUCUCAACUUCGAGGGGUAUUAUCAGCCACAGAACAUACUUCCAUCUUCCCCAUCAGAUUUGUGUUCACUGGAUCCACCCACAGAUCCCUUCAGCAGUCCCCUCUCUCACAGCCCGUCCGAUACAUGGACCACUGAGACGCCAUACCUUGGCCCUCCCAGUCCAGGAAAUAACUUUACCAGUGACGAUCUACAGUUUUUUCCAGGUCUUAUUUCUUCCAAAAGUGACUCUGUUUCUCUGGAAUGUGAAGCAAAGGAUACCUCCAAAGACAGACACCCAGCUAACAUCAGUUUCAGUUCUUCAGUUCUCGGCAACUCUGACUUCACUGCUAAAGAUCGCAUGCUAAGUAAAAAUCCAGGAAUGAGGCUGUCCAGAGAAGACCCUAGAACACAGUCUUUUCCUGGAGGCAACAAGCCCCGGUUGUUUGGUGCAACAUCGUCUUCUGUUACAUCCCACACUGCUGUUACUUUAACCCAACCCUCCAUGAACGUCAAGGCCAGCACCAGUCAAUUAAAAGCCCAGUCAAAUCUUAAAACCCAGGGCCCCUUCCAUCGUAUGACCAUUCCUGGUAAAUCCCAGUCUUUUUCAAGUACUCAGCCGAACACAGUCAGAGUUCCCCAGAGUUACGUGACUAAAUCCGUCCCACCAUCUCAGAUGUCUAACAAAUUCCUUUCUCCUCAACUCUUCACUGUGAAAAACCCCAAUCCUCCUGACAAUCCAUUCAAAUUCCAUGAGAAAACUUCCACAGUUAUUCACAGGGUGCUCAAGUUUCAGGAGGGGAACCAGAAUCAGAACUUGUAUAGUGCACCGUGUAAAGACACCAUGGCUGCUGGCAGCCCGAUCGUCAUGUCCAGAACACUCGGUGCAAAAUCAGGUGCUAUUGAGAAGACCCAGCAGAGUCAGAAACUAUGUGUUGGUACAGAUAGUCAACAUAAAAGCAACAUUUCUAUUCAAGGGUUUGGAAAAGAUGUCAGCCAUCUUGGUUCCUCCAGCAACCCCAGCAGGUCCAGCCCUCAUUUGAAUAAACCCAACGCUUUCCCCCAGUCUUUUAUUAAAAGAAUGUCAUCUGACAAACAUGAAAGUGGUGAAACCAACAUGACGUACAAAAACGUACAAAAGCCCUUCUUCUUUCCGAGCAAAGAUGGUUAUUCGUCACCACAUGACAAGAAAUCCAAUCCGUCAACCUCAGACAAGCACCAGCCAUGUUACACUCAGCAAGACCCUUUUGACUUUAGCUUUGGCUCGUCAAUUUCGCCCAUGCCCCAGCACAACAACCCACAAGUGGCCCAAAGUACACCUCCUGGUACACCAGCAAACAAGAGUCAGUCCGCCACCUCAGCCUCUUUCCCUUACGGCUAUCAAGGGCCUCCUUAUGUACUAAACUUCAGCGGAGAUCAUUCAUUGACCCUGGGUCUCAGGGAUGGGGCUGAGGGUUACCCAGGAUUAGGCUCAACAAACUACACCUACCAUUGCCUGAUGGAACCUUCGGGCACCCAAGGGCGACUGGUUCUCGAACCCUGUGGACCUCAGCCGUCUAAUCCAGCCUCUUUUUCUUUGGGUGGGUUUUCAGGGCUCAAAGGUCAGGACGAACAUUGCAGGAAGGACAUGCAGCAGCAGUGCCAGCCAGGAGAACACCAAGGCCCACCACACUAUGGACCUGUUGCAUCGUCUCACUCCAUGGGUCCCACAAAACCCAAGAGAGUGAGGUUAGUGGUGACAGACGGCACAGUAGACUUAGAUCUCCAGUACUCGGAUUGAUUUAUACCUCUCGGAGUAAUUGGACCCUAAAAUACAUUUGAAGGGGAGUUAUACAGUAUCUGCAACAAGAUGUUUUUUUUUGUAAACACUGUAGUUCAUAGUCUACCAGUUAUUAAAGCCCACUGACUGAUUGACACUUUUCUAAAUCAAUAUUUUGAUGGACUGUUAAUGUAUGAAUGACUUGUACAGGGUUUUAUGUAAACCGGGUGUAUCAGCGUGUUUUAACUACUGUUCGAUUUUAAAAAUCUUUAUUAUCCACUACAAUUUGCUGAUAAUACCAAAUUAAAAAUGCAUAAAGAGAACAAAGCAUUAAAUAUAUUUGUGAGUUUGAACUUGCAGGCCCUGUACACAAUAAAAAGCCCUCGUACUGUACUGUAACAUAGCUGUAUGACUUUUCUAUACCAUGUAUGGCAGUAGAGACAGGAGCACCAUCAUUGGUUGCUGGUACUUGUAAUGGUUGGUUUUCAAAAGGCAGCUUUGUGCCUCGGUCUUUGAUAUGUUCUUGUGACUUUUUGAAGCACCUGUUGAAACAGUCCACCCUCGUUUUUAUACUCUCACAUUGUGUGUGUAACUCUGUGUGUGUGUGUGUGUGUGUGUGCGAGUGUGUGCAUGCAUUUGACAGGCAGGUCUUGAGGGAUCAAAGAAAGGUGUGUUGUCUUACCCGAAUGUGUGACUGUUGCUCUGACAGAUUUUAGUAAGAUCAUUAGUCAAUAAUGCAUCAAUGAAAGGCUUGUGCAUGAGCGAUGUACGGUAAAAUAAUUUCCCCUACCUGUAGAAUAUAUACUUGUAUACGAGGAAAACUCUACUGGGUGAAAACAUGCGUGACAUGAGCUGCAGCUUUUCAUAGCUGCUCUUUGAUUACUUAUGUGGAGACAUUAGUGGGAGAAACUGCAAUAUGUUUUUUCAGGCCAGUUGUGCUCAAUGGAUUGAAGUAUAGUACAAAUCUUUGUAAUGGGAGACAUUUAGAUAUUACCCUGUUAUUACACCAAGAAAAGUGACAAUCUUCUCACUUCUCACUUUUUGUCAUUUCUUUGUUCUUUUUUCCCCCCAAAGGAGUUAAUGGUUAUUAUAUAGAAAGAACAGAAGGAUAAGUUAUGCAUCACCUGCAAUAGUUAGUGUUAUUUUGCUGAUGGAGUGUUUAUAUUGUAAGAGUUAUUUGCUGUCAAUUGUGGAAGUCACGUGAGCAUUCCCCUCAUGUCUCGAAGUACUGUAUGUAUUUCACAUCAGUUAGCAGGAGUGUUCAGUGUGACUGCACAACCUUACAUUACUACCAUAAAAAAUGUACUGUCUUGAUAUGGAAAGGCCAAUUAUUUAUUUUAAUAUCCUCAUCCUUGAAAUGGUGCUUUAAUGUAAUUUAUAUUUCACAUUGAUUGUUCAAACUAUUAAAUGUUUUUUUUAUCAUUAUUUAAUGGGACAAAAUACUGAACUGAAUAUUUACAUCGAGUAUUUAAUUUCACAGCCUUUGACAUCUUAUCCAAUUGUUCAGUUGUUACAGGUAAAACUUUCUCUGUCUUUUUUUCUAAUUGGCAGUUAGUCUUACUGAAAGUCUGCUGUAGAAAUGUACAAAUGUAGCCUAUAUCAUUAAAGAAUUCUUUUUUGUA